AUGAAUUACAUUAACAAUCAAUAUCAACUAAUAAGGAAAUUAUCAGCGGGUAGUUAUGGAAUAGUUUAUGAAGGUGAGAAUAUUCCAAAUAAAUCAUCUGUUGCUAUAAAGAUUGAGAAAAAGGAUAAACCUCAAACCUUGGAAAGAGAAGUCUCAGCUUUAUCUCGAUUGUAAAAAAUUACAGGAAUUCCUUAAAUUUAUUGGAAUGGAAUUCAUAAUGGAUAAAACAUAGUUGUUAUGUAGUUGUUAUCUAAGGAUCUCGGAUGCUAUUUAAAAGAGUAUCGAAAAUUCAGUCUAAAAACAGUAUUAAUGAUUGCAGAUUAAUUAAUAUAAAUUUUAAGAAAUGUUCAUUAGAAAUCUAUAUUGCACAGAGAUUUGAAACCUGAAAAUAUCAUGUAUCAUUAGAGAUAAAUUUACAUUGUAGAUUUUGGUAUAAGUAAGAUAUACAAAGAUAACUCUUAAAAGCAUAUGUAAAAUUAGAUUAUUAUGAAAUUUAGACCAUUUAGAGAGGGAAGACCAUUUGUAGGAACUACUCGAUAUGCUCCUAUUGCUGCUCAUAAGGGUCAUGAAUUGAGUAGAAAAGAUGAUAUGGAAACAUUAAUUUAUAUAUUAGUUCUAUUUUUAAAAGGGUAUAAAGAAUUUGUUAAUUUAGAUUAAAGAGUUCUACCAUGGCAACAUUAGAUUUCUUAAAAUAAUAAAGAGAGAUAAAAAAUGAUUGGUGAAAAAAAGAUUAAAUUAAGUUCUACUGAAAUUUGUUAAGAUUUACCAAUCGAAUUUUAAAAAGCUUUAGAGUAAUUAAUAAAUGUUUAAAUUAAGUCAUAUUAAGAGUCUUGGUUUCUCAGUUGAACCUGAUUAUGAUUAUUUAAUAAAUUUGUUUAGGAAAUUAGGUUAAAGACAUGGAUUUGAGUAUGAUAAUUUGUUUGAUUGGUGCAAAGAAGAAGAGAUAAUAGCUUAAGCUAAAAUUAUGUAAUAGAGUGAAAAAUUGUAGCCUUUUUCAAUAAAAUGGUAAUUAUAGACAUAACAAAUUAUUAGUCAAUCUCUAUAAAUCCCUUCCACAUUGGAAUGCUUUGAAAAAAAGUAAUCAUCUGUUUCUAACAUUUUAUAAAAUCCUAUGUAGAUUUCAUAAAGUGCUGUUAUAGUAGAAAUUAAUUCUGAUACAAGUCUUUCUGAUGAUAGUACAAAUUACCUCUAUAAUAAUUAUUAAUAAUUAGAAAACUAUUCAAAUUUGUAUAAAAACCAUCUCUUAAUUAUGAAAAAUAAAUGA
Paramecium pentaurelia is the source of this 1264-nucleotide messenger RNA. Lineage: Eukaryota; Ciliophora; Oligohymenophorea; Peniculida; Parameciidae. The record is from the annotation of a GenBank genome assembly.